UGCAAGAAUAAUAUUGGAAACAAUAAUUUUACAGUAUAAUCCAACUAUUUUGGUUUUAUGCAGGCAUCCCUGGAUCCGUGUAGGAAACACUACCGUCUUGAAGAUUUUAAUAUUUUUUAGCUAUUCUUUUUUUUUGUUAUGUCGUGUCCUUUUAAAUUUCAAGUUCAUUUGUCAGGCUUGAUCUGGUUUCUGACGGGCGACAACUCAGCGUAAGCUAGCUGCAGAGCGUGGAGCCGACUCUACUGCACCACCACACCUCCGAUGAGUAGGCCUAGACAUUGAGACUGGAGGCCUAGCACCAAGAGAGUUCAAAAGCAUCGAUUGAUAGAUACUGGUAAUCAGAAUAGACAACGAGACAUAAUGACUGAGGAGUAUGAUCCUGCAUUUCCUACAGAUGAAGAUGUAGGAAAUGUUCAAGAUGAUGAUGGAAUGUUAGAAAAAGAAGAAAUAUCACAGCAAUCAAGGAAAAAGAAAUUAAUUGAGUGUGUGCUUUCAGAUGCUACUGUUGAUAGCUCAAGUGCAUCCUUACGAGGAACCACCUCACCACCGCCACCACCUCCUCCCCCUCCAAAGCAGAUGUUGGAGCAAUCAACAAGGACUGAUACUGUUAUACCCCCUCCUCCACCCCCUCAACAGCAGAUGGAUCUUUUCAGUGGUUUGCCACCUCCAAAACUUGAUAUCGAUCUUCCUCCACCUCCGCCACCACCCCCUAACAAAAAUGACAAGUAUAAAGUAGGGUUAAUUGACCAGCCGCCACCACCACCUCCCCCUUUACCACGGCGAUUUGAUCCAUAUAAGAAUCUACCUCUGGCUGCUUCUGAUGAGUUAUUACCUCCACCACCACCACCAGGUGAUAAACCAAAAAAUCUUUCAAAAACUAAAGUGAGUUAUUCUCCACCUCCAACUACUUCCUCCUGCCAAGUUGCAGAUUCAUCAUUUGAUUCAACUAAUAUUGCAUUCCUAUCAUCACCCCCUCCCCCUCCCCCUCCACCACAGCAAAGUGUCAAUAAACAAGAAGAUUGGGUCAAGUCCAUAUGUACACUUUUAGCUCCACCACCACCCCCUCCUCCUCCACCUCCAAAAGAAGAGGCUACCACUACUAACAUAAGUAGUUCUUUGGCACCACAUGCAGACUCUAACAUUAAAAACCAGUCAAAGAAAGUAGUGGUAAAGGAAGACAACAUGGGUGAUCUUGAAUCAAAUAGAGUAUUAGUGCCUAAAGAAUGUCCAGAACCUCUAAAGUUAACUAAAUCUUUAGCGGAUUCAAAUACUUUUCAAGAGUGUCACACAACUGUUUUUGCGUCGCAUGUUGUGGAGCAAGAAUCUUUGAAAACUGGAUCAAUCUGGAAAGACUCUGUUGUUGGAAAAAUUGAUAAAGUCGUUAAUAAGAAACCAUCUAGAACAUCCAAAUGGGAUAUUAAACCUCAAUUUCUGCAGAGGAUUGAGGAAAAGCAAAAGAAAGCAGCAGCAGAGAUCCUUCUUCCUAAAACAAGUAUUACAGAGAAUGCGUCACUGUCAGAAUCAUUAGAAGAGAAAAUGUUCCGUGAGCUUGAAAAAGAACUUGUUACAAAGAAAUUAAAAGGAGAUAAAUCUGUUUCUAGUGAGUCUGACAAAAACAAGUCAUUGUCUGAUAAACACCAGAAGAAAGAUCAUGUUCUAGAAAAUAAUUCAUUGGGAGAUUCAAAGAGAAAGCAAGUAGAAUCCAAAAAUAUUGAGUCAGAUGCUAAAUCAAAUAUUGGAAGUGAUGUUAAAAAACAAAAUGAAGUAAUUAGUCCUACAAAACAUAAGAAGAAAAAGAAAGGACUUGAGUUCAAGCCAUUUGUUAUUAAAACGCAAAAAACAGCAGAGCGAAUUGCCACUAGAGGGCCAUUUCAAAUUAAAUCAGAACCCGAGGAUCGUGAUUCAGUUGUAGAAAGCACUUACCUGCCUCCAAAACAUAUGACUGGGAAAAUUCCAUCUAUGAAAUAUAAAGCUAAGCAGAAAGCAGAUUUGUUAGAUACAAUUAAAAGGGAUGCGAAAAAAGAACUUAAAACAACUGCUGAUAAUACCAAGAAAUUUGAAAUUAAAUUAGAAAGCAACAGCUUCUCAAAUUUGGAUUUUAAGCCAUGUGUGAAAAGCCCACUGAAAUUUGAACCAAAUGUUGAUGUAAAAGAUCUAAAAGGAUUUGAAUCAAAUGUUCAUGUAAAAGAUCGUCAGAAAGAUGUGAAAGGAUUUGAACCAAAUGUUGAGUUAAAAGAACUGAAAGGAUUUAAUUUAAAAACCGAGAAUAAACCUGGAACUAAACCAUCAGUGUUGAUAGGUUUCAAAGAAACAAAUGUGAAAAAAAUUGAGCUGGAAAAAAAUGUGAAAAUAGAAGCAGUGGAAACAACAACAUCAUUUGGAAAAGAAUUAUCCGAUUUGAGCUAUGCACAGCUGAUAAUGAAAUCGGAAACUAAUGUCAAGCAUACAAAUAUAAUAAGUUUUCAUUCUGGCUCAUCAGAAAGUAAGUUAAAUAACGUCAAUAAAAUUCAACAUUGUAUUGAUUCAAAAUUUGAUGACAAAAUCUCAAAUAUUAAAAUUGAACCAGAAGAAACUGCAAUUGAACUGAUUGAUGCUAGAAUUAAGCCUGUUGAAACUGGAAAUAAACUGGUUGAUGCUGAAACUAAACCGGUUGACACUGAAACAAAACAGCUUUGUGCUGGAACUAAACCGGUUGAUACUGGAACUAAUAUUGUUGACACUCAAACUAUACCAGUUGACUCUAGAACUAAACAGGUUGAAAUUGGUAGCAAGCCUGUUGAUACCAGGACUGAUCUGAUUGACAUUGAAAUUAAACAAAUGGACUUAAAUAGAUGUAUGACUUCAAAUGAAAUAAGUGGUAAUGUUAUUCCACUUGGCCAGAUCUGUAAAUUGGAACCUGAUGAAGUAAGGACAGAAUGUCUAGGAGGAAAAUCUGAUUUAUUCCCUAUUGCAACAGAAAAACUCUUACCAUUCAGCAACAUUGCACCAGAAAAGUAUCAGAAAAAAGCACCCAAGGAACGAUUUAAAUUUGUGAUCGAUAAGAAAAUUAAGAAUCAAAUUUUACCACUUAAUCCUCUAGCAAUUGAAAAGAAAGCAAGUGUCAAUAAAUUUAUUGAUAAUUCCAGAAAUGUUAAAAAUGAAGGACAUAAAGCAAUACCUCAUGAAAUAGAAUCAGUGACUUCUACAGAAGGCCAUGGUCUUGUGUAUUCUGAAAAAAGUAAAAUCUUGGAGAAAAUACCUUUGCCUGAAAUCCCAAUUGAAGAUACUGAGGCAAGUCAAAAAACCAUAACUGUACAAGAUGUUGAGAUGGAAAAGUUGAUUCCCGUCAGUAUUCCAGCCCAGCAGCAUACCUUAAGUCCUGACACUUUUCCAACACGGCAAGAAUUUGAAAAUACAAUUCCAAAUGUGCAGGCUGAAAAGGGCAGCUCUGUUUACACCAGUGGCACAUCAGUGAGUGAUGGUGAGACAGUGUCCAGCAGUGCUCAUAAUGUAGACAAUGGCAACAAUUUAGAUGCAAUGAUUGAGUCGGAGAAAAAUGAACAUUCAGACCCAAUGAGCGAGCAAGUUUCCUGUAGUCUUCAUGAGGUAGAUAUAAGUAAACAUUCAGAUGCAGUGAUGGAACCAGUGUCUUGCAGUGCUCGUAAUGUAGAGCAGAGUGAACAUUUACAUGCAGGUAACUACCCAUCAGAGGUCAAUGACCCCAAGCACAUAGACUAUAAUUCUAAAUAUUUGAACUCAGAAAUGGAUGUUUCUGGAAGCAGUACUCAUGAUGUAUUGAAAAGUAAGAAUUUAAAUGCCGGUAAGCACCCAUCAGAUGUCAACCCCAAGCACAUAGAUUCUAAUUCCAAAUAUAUGAACUCUAAAAUCGAUGUUGCUGGAAGAAUUUCUAACGAUUCAGAAUUGAAAAAAGAGGCCCAAGACUAUAAUGCUUUUGGAAAUAUUUCAGAAAGAUUGCCAAACCUUUCGGAUGUUGAUGCAUCAGCCAAUCAGAAAUGUUUAAGUAAUUCUGAAAAUGUUUCGACUGAAAUUCCUCAGGAAUCUGUAUUUAGUCAAUCUUUGGAACGUCAUUUGAAAGUUCCUGGAGAUGAAAAUAAGGAGUUGCAUACUGAUCAAAGUAAUGUUGACAUGAUUGUAUCCCAGGAUUCCAAUUCUUCUCAAAAUGAUGUAAGCAACCAGGAUUUGAGCUCAGGAACAAACCAUUCCAACUCAGACAUUACAGACUCUGAAAAUGGAGAUUUGACUUACAAAAGAAAAGGCAAGCGAAAAAGUUGGCAUGUUGAUUCAGAUAACAGUCAGAUUGAAGCAGAAAAACCUAGCAAAGGGAGGAGGAGAAGUAGCAGAAUCAAGUCUUUAGAAGUAAAAAGGAAAGAAUCACCCAAAACUGUAAUGGAAGAAUCCAACAAAGUGAAGAAUGAUUCAAAACAUAGUUCUACAGAACAUUCUCCAGUGCAUGAAACUACAGAAAAUAUUGAGACAGUUAAAGUUAAAAAUCAUGCAUUCACUCAAGAAGAUUUACAACAAAAACAAGAAAUUACUAUGACUUCUGAAGUCAGUCACAUUCCAUCAAAACAAACAGAGCCCCAAACUUGUAUUAUGGGAAAAGAGCAGAGUCAAAGUUCAAAUAUUAGCAGGCAAUACCAUGCUGAUCCUAAUUUUGAUAGGGAGGAUAAGACACAUGAUGGAGAGGAGAAAGUGUUUGAGUUAUUACCAAAUGGAAGCAAAUGCUCUGAGAACAAAGAUAUAGUUGCUGUUGGUAAUCUGGAUAUAAAAAAUCUUAAAGAAAACAGUGUUGAAGAUUUGUCUGUGGAUGAUAAUUGUAAGAUUAAAGUUGAUCUCCUAGGCCCAGGCUUGGUUACUGUUAGUGAGGCAGAGAAAAUCAGUGCUUCAGGGCAGAGUGGUGGUAGUUCCACCUAUGAACAUUCUGAAAAGAAGCAUAGAGUAAAAGAAAUCCCAGAUUAUAAGACUAUGGGCAUCUUAGAGGAACAAGACAUCCCAUCAUUUGACAGUAUUAUGGAAAAUAUUUAUUUAACAGAAAGGAAACGAUCAAAAGCAAGUAAAGAUGCCCGACGUAUGCUAUGCGAAUGCACAACGUCAUCUGAAGAACGGCGGAGAGGGAUGCCAGCCUGCGGUGAAGACUGCCUUAAUCGGCUGUUGAUGAUUGAAUGCUCUUCAAGAUGUCCUUGUGGAGAUUAUUGUACGAACAAACGUUUCCAACGACAUGAAUAUGCAAAGGUCGGUGUUUUCUAUAGUAAAGAAAAAGGGCACGGUGUGAAAGCAUUGACUAACAUCAGAGAAGGUACAUUUGUAAUGGAGUAUUGUGGGGAGGUACUAAAUUUCCAUGAAUUCCAGCAGAGGGUGAAACAAUACAACAAAGCAAAGCAACACCACUUUUACUUCAUGGCUCUCAAGACCGAUGAGAUUAUUGAUGCUACAAAACGUGGGAACACCUCGAGAUUCAUCAACCAUAGUUGUGCUCCAAACUGUGAAACACAAAAGUGGACUGUUAACGGGGCAUUACGAGUAGGGUUCUUCACAAGCAAACCUCUGAAAAUGGGAGAAGAACUUACAUUUGAUUACCAAUUUGAAGUAUAUGGCGAGGAAGCGCAGAAAUGUUACUGUGGUGCUGAUACAUGCCGUGGAUUCAUUGGUAAAAGAAAACCACAACCUAAAGGUCGUGGUGAAAGCUCAACACCACGAAGAAGAAGCACUCAAGAAAGACGCAAGAAAGAAAGCUUUGAGGAUAUCUCGCUGGAUGAAGAGAUUGAAGCCAUGUGUUGUGAUAUACAAAAUGAUGGUCUCCAAAAACCAGAUGAUGCCCUCAGACUUUCAAGAUUUAUGGUUCGAGCAGAAACAAGUAGUCAAAGACUGAAACUUCUACAAGUGUUACAGGAUACCAAGAAGCCAGACUGCCUCAAAUACUUUCUGACACAUCAUGGACUAGCUCUUAUAUGGAGCUGGAUGGUUGAUCUGGGAGAAAACAGAGAGGAACUUCAAAUCCAGAUAUUGGCAACUCUAGACAUUUUACCAAUUCCGCAUAAAAACAUGUUGGAAGACAGUAAAGUGAAGUCUGUGGUAAAUAAGUGGGCGCAAGAGGUAGCAUUAGCUGCCAAGUCUUCUGAACCUGAAGUAGAGUACUCUAGUGCCAGUGAGACUCCUUCUAGAUCAGCAACCCCUUCUAUUACAACCAGUCAGAACACUUCAAAUAAUGUGCCAGCAAAGGAAGAGGCUGUGCCUUCCGACGUGAUCAUAAUUGAUGAAAAUGAAGAUGAUAUCCACACUCCAGUCAGAGAAAAAUUGGACAUGGUUGAUGAAGGAGUCGCGACACCUAAGACUGCCAAGGAAAGUAGCGAACCACCAAAAAAGAAACUACUUAGACACUUACAAAAUGAAGGUGUGUUGCCAGUUUCACAAUUGUUUGUGGCAUCUAAAGAAAAGGAUAAAGAUGAAAACAGUACUGAAAGUGGCAGUAAGGAUGAGUUGAAAGUAGGGGAUGAGAUAUGUGAAGCACAGCAGAAAGAAAAUAAUGGAAAGACAGAGAACACUGAAAGUAAACUUAAAACUGAAACCAAAGAGGGCAGUAUUUCAACUGCUGAAUCUGAAACUAAAUUAUCCAUAGCCAAAGCAGCAGCAUCCCUUCUAGAAUCUUGGAGCACUCUCAAAGAGAUCUACAUCAUCCCUAAAUUGGACAAAGAUAAAGAAAAAGAUAGAGAUAGGAAAGACCGUGACAGGUAUCAUGAGAGAGAUCGCAGUGAUCGCGACAGGGAUCGUAAUAGAGACCGUGAUCAUGAUAGAUACCGAGAGAGGAGUAGGGAACGGGAGAGAAGUAGGUAUGACAGGGACUAUGACAGGUAUCGGGAUCGCGACAGGAGAGACCGGAGAAGGGACUACGGAACCAGCAGAAAGAGGUCACGAUCGCACAGUAGGGAACGUGAUGACAGAAAGGAAAGCGAAAGCAAGACACUUCCCAAGCUACGCAAACCAUGGAAAGAUCAAUUUGCAGAAGAACCUGAAAGAAAACGAGCCAAAGAAAUUAGCAAACAGGAAAGGCGUCAGGCAUUUGAAAGGGAGAUGGAAGAACAGAUCCUGAAAAAAGAGGAAGAAAAGAAGUUAAAAGAAGAAAUGAUGCAGCAACAGAUGAUGGACCCUUAUUAUGAAGAUGAGAUGGUGUUUCCUCAGUUUGUUGAUGGCAGUGGAUAUCCAAUACCUGCACAUUAUACAGUGGAUUGUAAUGAGAUGCCAUAUCCAAUGCCAUUCCCAGAACAAGGAGAACCGGGUAUGCUUCCUCCUGGAAUUCCUCAAGAUGGAAUGAUGCAUGUGGAUGGGAAUGAUCCAAAUGCAAUGAUGUACCAUGUGGAUGAAAACGGUGUACCAGUGCAGAUGCAAAUGUCAUAUGGCGUGCCCCACAGGCAAGGACUACUGCCAACGCCUCCCCCUACCCAAGGAAUGAUGCCACAAGACCAGAUACCACCACAUGGUUGGGAACCACCCAUAUUUUCACAUCAGCCACCUAUCAUUCAAGAUCAUAUGUUACCACCACCUGGAAUUCCAGAGCACAUGGUUCAACCUGGUAUUCCUGAUCAUAUGGUACCACCGGGUAUUCAAGAUCAUAUGGUAGCUGAGAACAUCCAACCUUCUGCUCCCUGGGAGUCAAAUCCUAACCUACCACAGGGACCAAGUAUGCAACCCCAAGCAGCCGGGGGUGGAGGCAGUGGUGGUGGUUACGUCACGAGACAACAAGCUCCAGUCCUAACUCAGCAAGCACCCUCACAAGCACAGACCACUACAUUCAUCACGCAUGAUGGGAUGCUGAUCACACAGACGAUCACGCCUCUUGCUGACCCUAACGUCCAUCAGCAACUUCAGAGCCAAAUUAUCAACCAAAAUCUAACACCAGUUGCAGUCAACUCGCAGACAUCUUCCACUUCCAUUUCUUCGAUCCAAACUGUAGUACCGACAGUGGAGGACAUACCAUCCCCUCCAAAACCCCCUCCCAAUAAACUUCCACCAAAUUGGAAGACAGCCACAGACUCUGAAGGAAAGGUGUACUAUUAUCAUGCUCUCACCAGGCAAACUCAGUGGGACCCACCCUCAUGGGAUGGGAACGAUGCCAUCCCAGGGGAUGAUGAAGUAGAGAUGGAUCUGGGAACACCAACUUACGAUGAGAGAAAACACAGAAGAACGACGACGGCAGCAGCAGACACGUCGAGCGAGACCGCCAAGAAGUGUAAAGAUCAUUUUAGAUCUAAGAUGUCUGGUUAUGUUGUAACAGUAUUGAACACCUACAGGAAACCAGAUUGUAAAAUUGGACGAAUCACAAACACUGAAGAUUUUAAGCACUUGGCUAGAAAGUUAACUCACGGUAUUAUGGCCAAGGAGCUAAAGCAUUGUAAAAACAUGGAGGAUUUGGAAGUCAAUUCAAAUGUUAAACAUAAAGCCAAAGAAUACAUCCGGAAAUAUAUGGGACGGUAUGGAUCCCUGUACCGGAAAGAACCAGAUUAAUCCUACAACUGGGUAGCUGCAUAGGGAAAGUGAGGGAGAGAGUCAUCGGACUUUUAAUGGAGAUAUCAUAUAUCCUAAGAUUCUGAUUUUAUGUGUAUAGUGUUAGUUUGGGAGUUUGUGUGCCCUACACAAUCUAUUGAUCAAUAUGAAGCAACUGUUAAGAUACCAAAUGCCUAUAUUUACCUGAAAUUGAAAAUAAAGUUAAUGUUAAUAAUGUUGAUAAUUGUACAAUCACAUGAAUUACAGUUAGCAGAAAAUGAAUUUUUGGGUUUUCGAGUUGUAAUGUAUGUAAACCAUGAAAUCCUCAAUGAAUUAUAGAAAAUCAUACUGAAUUCUGAGAAAACUCAUAAAAGUUGCAAACCAGUGAUUUUGUUAUAUAUUAAUUUUUAAAAUAAAAGUUGUUGAUG
This is a messenger RNA of Anneissia japonica, 8906 nucleotides long. RefSeq lists its product as uncharacterized. The coding region runs from base 361 to 8499 and encodes 2712 amino acids. The record is from RefSeq and is a predicted model, not a curated record. The transcript has 21 exons. NCBI's taxonomy places the organism in Eukaryota, Metazoa, Echinodermata, Crinoidea, Comatulida, Comatulidae. Gene Ontology annotation, biological process: regulation of DNA-templated transcription. Gene Ontology annotation, cellular component: chromosome; nucleus. Gene Ontology annotation, molecular function: protein binding; histone H3K36 methyltransferase activity.